CGCCCGCCCGCGCCGUUCCUCCGCGGCGCCCUUUCACUUCCUGGGGCCGGCGGAUGGCGGCGGCCCGCAGCGCGCCCGCCCCCCAUGCCGCCCCGCAUCGCCUGAGCCCGCCGGCCCGCCCGGCCCGGUAGCGCCGCGCCCUCCCGGGGCCCCCGCCGGGAGUGGAGCCGCGCCGAGGGCCGGGUGGGGCGGCAUGCGGGCGGCGUGAGGGCCGGCGCGGCGGGGAACGGCGCGGAGCGAGCCUUGGCCAUGGGCGAGCGGCGGGACGAGGAGAACGCCGGGCCGGGCACGGAUUUUCAUCCGGAGUCGGAAGAGUCGAGUUCCCUUUUGCGGACAGCGGUUUCGGUGCUGCAGAGCUCCUACUUGGACUCUACAUCUCAGGAUGGUUUUCAGUACAGCCAAGCAAUUCUGGUGGAAAACAAUGUUUUUCUAAGCGAGCUCAGAGCUUUUGCCCAAGCAAAGGAAGCCGCCGGGUACAGCCAGGAGGAGCUGGAGGAGACCUUUGCAUUUCUCCUGUUUGACAAUGAAGAAGAGGCGAAAGAGGUGUGUCAGACAGGCCUCCGUGUAAACAGCAGUUCUAUUUCCACGCUUGGUGACCCAGCAAAAGGGGUUUAUAUUUCCAAGUAUGCAGACUGUCUUCAUCCGAGACCCUGGUAUCAUGGAAAAUCAGGCUAUAUUGUCAUCUGUAAGCUCAUUAAGGGGAAGGUCAAGGUGGUAUCUGAGAAUUACACAACCAGCUAUACCUGCCCAUCUCCCGGCUAUGACUGCCAUGUCGCUGUGAGCAGAAACAACAUACCAUCAAAGACGAGCCACUGCCAGGCCUUCGAGCAGAGCCAGUAUUACGUGUAUGAAGUGUCCAACGGUAGCACUGCUGAGCGGCCCAGGCAGAUCUGCCCGUACAUAGUCAUCGCCUGCCAGUACAGGGAGCCGAAGGAGAUGCCUGUCUUAGCUAUAGAGAGCCUACCUGAGCUUAAUCACAAAGCGUUGUACUGUUCGUGGAGGGGGCAGCUGUCCAUCCGGGGCCAGCUUUUGUGCAACAUCGCCCUGAGGACCCCAUACAGCUCCACGAUUCCAGCCCAACUGCCUCCCAACCUGGACAUUAACCAUGUCAUGGGUUUGUCUGACUUGAAGAAAAAGCUACCAGAAGCUGCAUUUGGGAAAAGAAAUUACAUUGAGAAUGAAGUCUGCUUUCAGGGUGUUUACUUCAGUCUGUAUGAAGUAGAAAUAUCAAACAAGGAUCAAUACAAAAUGGAUCAGUUAGUAAAAAAUCUAAAGGAAAAGGACUUGGCAAUCAUCAAAUAUUUAGAAGAUCAAGGAGUCCUUAUCCUCCUCACGUCCUCUGCCUUGGCGCAAGAUGAUGGGUUUGACCCCAAGGAGCCCGUCAGCCUCCUGGCCCUGUUUCUGUUCACCUCAUCCCGGUUGGUGUGCCCCCGAGUUGAAAAGCAUGAUCCAAAAGGUGAAAGGGAAGAUAGUGACGAUAGUGACAUCUCAUUAAAAAUAGCCUCAGUUUUGCCUGGACUUCGCUAUGCCUUACAGAAAGCCACCAGUUCUUCAUGGGGGGACACAGUCAGUACCAGCGUACGUAUCAAACAGCACUUCCAGGAAUACACAAAGCUUGAUCAAAAUACACAGCCCACUUCUGGCCAAAACAGCGAAGUUCCCCUUUCUUCUUCUCUCCUCUCACCCGUCGAGGAUAAAUGUAUUCAUCCCUUUCAAAACCGUUCAGAGCAGUCCUUCUCCCAGCUGCAGCGUUAUUUCUCUGAUCCCAGCAGCUAUACUCUGGAAAUGUCGGCUGCGUUAGGAUGUUUGACUGGUGCUGUUCAGUCUCUUUGCUGCGAUUCAGAGGCGGAUUGUAAAGUGAAUUUCUUGUCAGCUGUGCCACCGGACCCUAUUCCUCCCAACACAGCAGUGGAAAUAAAAGUCAAAAGUGAAAACCCAAAGCCUGCAGUGGGGCUGGACCAGAGUGGUGAAGGGUCCAAAAAAGAUGUCAACUCAACCAGCAAGCUGUGGGCGCAGCAGAGCAGGAGGAAAUCCAGCCGAGCUGUUGUGACCAGCACCAGGAAGAAAUGGUCACCCCUCAAGAUGCAAAUGCAUCCUAUGGGCGACAGCAGCAGGAAAGCAACCAAGAAGAAGAAAAUCAACAUCGCUUUCUCUUUUCCUAAAAAACAAGGGCUCACAGCCAAUUCCAAUGAGCCCAUGCUUAAAUUAGCCAAUUUGCAGUUUCCACACAGAAGGAAAAGAGGUGCGGAGGUCCUGUCUGCAGAAUUUGUACAUAAAACACAGUCUGAACCCGUUUGGAAGGAAACCUCGGCUCCCGAUGAUCCUGGCUUGGAAACAAAGAGACCAAAGACACUGAAGAACACAGACGUGGAAAAGGUUCCUGUUGCUGAGACCGUCACGAAACCAGUGAAAAUGCUAAAAAGUGUGGGUACCAGCCCAUCGAAACCUCAAGCCAAAAAGCAAGCAGAAAGUGAGUGGAAGGAGCCAUUCUCUGUCCUCCCGAGCGAAGUUUCUUCCCAAUGCCACGGAGCGGAUAGCCAAACGAGUGAGAUGUACCCAGGCGGGGUUGCUGAUCUCAGUUUAGAUCUGAAGGGGAACGACUACGAGUCCCACGCCCUGAACUUGCUGGCUGAUCUGGCUCUGGGAUCUUGUAUUCCUUCGUUUAUACCCAGGGACAGCGGGUAUACCUGCAGCCCCUCCAGUGACUCUGCAAAGGAGCAGCAGAAUUAUCACAAGCAUAAAUCCUUACGUGUUGCUUCUGACCAUGAAUACCACAGGGUAGACAAGCUUGCAAGGGGAGCCACCUCUCCUAGCAAAGCAUUGCCGAACCAGAAGCUUCCUCCUGCUGAAAAAAUAGACUUAAAUGACUUGGCCUCUAUUCCCAGGGAGAAAAGCCCUGGGAUUUUCAGCAAGAAGAACAGUGUGAGCCCUAGCCCUGCAAAACCCCAUGCGUUGCCUCUGAGAGAGACUCAAGAAGCUGCCGAGGUGAACAAGCACUCCUUCAUUUCUGCUGAGCACUCAUAUGCCUCGCAGAUGCCUGAGCACUCAAAGAAACACAUGUAUCCCAGAGGUGCCCCCUACCCUGGACCAGCACCCUCCAGAAACGGGACCAGGAACGCCCGAGCAGGACCCCUGGUUGGGAAAGUCCUGCCUUUCCGUCACCAGCAGUACAGCACCCACCACCAGCGGCCCUUCGAGGCUGUGACGAGACGCAGGAGCAGCCUGCUCUCCCCCAGGCUGAAGGAUGACUUCACCAAGUCCCACACAGUGAACAUCUGCGGCGAGUCCGUGAAGGUGACGUGCCAUUGGGAAGCAGAGUAUCUCUUCAAUUUGGACAGCAGGUACACCAACGAUGCCCUGGAGAAAACUGUCAUCCGCGCCCUGCACGGGCCCUGGGACCCUGAUCUGCCCGACGACGUGGAAGAGAUGAAGCCUAUACUUCAUAUGUGGGUGGCUCUCUUCUACAGCAAACCCAGCAAACUCCUGAGCAGCACGAGGAAGGUGGUGGAGCACAGCAACCCCGAGAAGUACGUCUCAAUAAACAGCACCGGGGACUUUCUUGAGCUGAGUGAUGAUGGUGAGGACUUUUUUGGGUUGGAGACGUGCCCUGCAGAUUCUAGGUCAGACCCUGACCAGACUCCCAGCAGCUCUCUGGAUCGCAGCACACAUUGCCGGGGACCUUUCCGCCCAGAGGAGAACCCUGCCGACUCUCAGACGGAUGCUGAUGGCACUCCUGGUGUUGUCGAUAGUACGGUAUCGUCUUCUUCAGGGGAGCUGCCCUGUGAGGAGGAGGAGCCUUCCUCCACAAGCUGUCCCGAGAGCCUUUCCCUCACUGAACAUGCUGAUGAGAGCCUGGCUGUGAAGGACAGGCAGCCAGCAGUCGUUCCUGAUGAGCGUGUGCGUGACGUCUCGACCAUCCCUGCGGAGGAGCCACCUAAGGAGGGAUUGCCAGACCCUACGAUCGUCCCCAGCCCUUCCGAUGAGCUCGGUGAUGCCGGCAAGCCCCCAGCUGCGCUGAGCAGGGACAACCUAUGCAGCCAAGCCCUGAAUUCCAGCACAGCUCCCUGGAGUGAUGCACUGAGUGCGCUGCAUGGACGUGGAGAGCAGCAAGAGAGCGGGUGGGCAGCAGGGUCAGGGAGCGGCCCCGGUCCUCCCAAGGACAGGGAGAGCAUGGGAGACGCUGAGCACUGUACAGAGCUUGAGGAUGGCAGCUGGGCCACCAGAGACAGAUGGCAACGUGCCUGUGAUUCGAUGCUCUUAGAAGUGAGUCCCAAAAGCGCAAAGGCUGAUGGAGCCAGUGGGGAAGGGAGGGAAUCACAAGACCCCUACAGACAUUCAGAAAAAGAGGAGGAAGAGGUGAAGGAGGAAAAAAAAGAGAAGGAGGAUUCUGAAUAUGAAAGCACAGUCCUGAGGCCUGUUAAUUUAGCAUUUUCUGAAAGCGGUGAUGCCAACAUGGAGCAUGAACGCAGCAAGCAGAAGCCAGUGAAUUCAGCAUGUCCAAAGGACUUCGGCAUUCCUGGAGAGGGCCCUGUGCCCAGCCCCACUGCUUUAGCAUCCCCCUGCCCAGGCAGAUCAAUGCUGGUGUUGUCAGAUGGGACUGGGACUGGCCCUCCAGGGCUUCCUGGUGAGAAGGUACUGAGCCUGGACAUGCUGCAAGAGCCCCGGGAGGCUUUGCUUCCCCCAGAUGCAGAGAUGAACGGUGUUGGUUUGGCACAUACAGACAGUACAGCCGAUGUGGGGUUGCCCCGUGACAGCAGGUUGAUGCUGCCGUUACCGUCUGAUCCAAGCCUUGUCUGCAGGGCACAGCCAGCCAGCGUUGCAGGCUACAUGGGACCUGCCAGAGAGACACUUGGGGACGGCUUGGAGAGGAAAGACAAGGAUCGUGCGCCCUCUGCAGAAACGUGGGCGCCUGCUCGGAGCAAAGCUGCUGGCAGAGCUGGCCUGGAGUCACUGUGCGGCCAGGGACUGUCACUAACCUUGUCCCCUGACUCCAGCUCUGUCUGCCUGACAUCUCUUGAUAGAGCAACAGAUCCUGGGGCUGCUCCAGAGGACCAGGAGGCCAUGGCAAGCAUCCAAUCUCCAUCACAGAGCGACCUGGGAGGGAGCAGCUGCCUUUCCCAAAGGUGUGGAGGCAACAUCUAUGCUGACCUCACUUUGCUGAGCACUGGCGAAUCAAAUCAAGAAGGGAACAAGGUUUUGGUGGAUGAACAGCGUAGCAGCCCUUCUGCCAACCAGACAGAUGUGCUGGAUGAAUCCUUGGGAGCGGGUGAUAGCCAGGGCUUUGCCUUCAUCUGUACGGCCUUAGCAGGUGACUCUGAAGCCGGGGAGAGUGAUGAUGUGUGCCUCGGUGCAGAGAAGUCCCCCAAGAGCGAUGAAACGAACACAGGGACGGUGACUGACCCACUACAGGAGCCAGAGACCUCUCUUCAUGACCUGCUGGACUCAGAGCCCUCCUCCUCAGUGAGAGAUGGGGUGUCUGCCAUGAAGGAGCACCCCAGGCAGCAGCAGAGCUCCUCAAACAGCCUGUCCCCGCCUGCCCACAGAGGCUCAGCUCCUGCUUCUCCCCCCCAGCAGAUCCCUCUCCCCUGUGGUGGAGAUGCAGACCCCCACCACCAUUUGUUAGAGCAAAGCGAGCGGGACCCAGUCCUGUGCCAACACGGGAAGUCCUGCGAGCAAGUGGGUGCCGCAGAGGUGAGUGUGGCUACCGAAAGCCCAGAUGGUUCCUUAAAGCCCAGAUGUGCAGAAGAGGUGAAAAAAGACACGGGUCUGUGCUAUGCAGAGAGCUCCCCCGUGGACGUGCUUGUGCCAGGUGACCCGGGAUCGAUGCCUCCUUCUCCUCCGCAUGGUCGCAAGGCAGGUCUGCACAGCGCUGAGCCGGACUCAGUCCUUGGUGUGCACCCCAAGAUGCUUUCUCCUGGCACGAGUCUGGCUCCAGAUGCUGCCCCAUGGUCCUGCUGCGUGGGCACCUGCCCCGGGUGUGCCAGCCCCAGGGACCAAGCAGUGGAUGCGGUAGGGAGCCACGAGAAGGAACCUAUCCUGCCCAAGGAUUUGGAAGGAGGAAGCAGCAUCCCUCUUGCCAAUCCUGUAUCUUUUUCAGCAGGGGAGUUGCUCCUGCCGCUGUGUGGGCCCCAGUCUGCGUGCAACCAGGGCGAGCGUGAGGCCGAGGGAACCGACGCUUUCGCUGAUCUGCACCAUGCCAGCAUGGAGGUGGGAGAGGAAGAAAUCCCCACUCUCCCCUUCCCGAUGCUGCCGUUACAUGCACGCAGGGGAAUCUCUGGAGAGAGCCUGGAGCUUAGUGACACUGAGGAUAUUUCGGACGUGCUUCCGAGGGCAAAGCAGCUCCCCAGCAGAGACAGAUGCAUGGGCUUGACCUUUGAAGAUCUGUUUGAGUCUUUCUCUAGCGACUCAGACCAGGAGUAUUUUGGGGGGACAGCACAGUCCCUGCUCACAGCCGGGGGUUCCUAUAGCACGAGAUCCGUGGUUGCUGCAGGCACAAGGACUAACUGCGACUCCUCUUCCACCAGCUCAGCGCACACGGAGGGACGCAGCGAGGACUGGGGCUCCCUGGGUGUGGAGGGGGGCUGCUCGCAGGCUGACCUCAGCUGGCCGAUUGGCCUGGGGGGAACUAGCAGCGGGCACAUUCCACCAUACGUCAGUAUUAGGGACAGCCAGGGGAUCGCCAAGGACUACCGGAACAUCGUAGUCACCAAAAAGCGUCAGGAAAGAAUGGGAAAUUUGCAGCCUUUGAAGAGGCGCAGCCACUGUGCACAGCAGUCUCACUUGUUACGGUCACUGAGGAGGACUUGGAGGGGUUUUGAGGAAAUCACCCAGCACACUUUGAACAUGGAGUGUCUCCGUUUCCAUUAUAAGCUAAAACAAAUCCUAAGGAGCAGGAAACCGCCCUUUUCUACCUCCAAAAGCAUCUUUCCAAAAGACUUUUCUCCCCAGGCGAUGUCUGAGACAUUGCCUGUGCAAGAAGCUCCCGUCCCGCUCUCGCUGCAGAGCAGGAGCCCUUUGCAGGUGACAAUCCUGCCCUCCAACACAUGGCCGAGCGGGCUCGGCUGGCACCAGCGAAGCAGGUGGCACGGGGACCCGUGUACCCCGUGGCAGCACACCCUCUGCAACGAGAGGAGCAGGCCCAGAUCCCAAACCCCGAGCCAGCGCUUUGCGGCUCCCUUCCACCUCAGCAAGCUCAAAUACAUUGAUAAGCUAAAGGACUCGCAGGGGGACAUCGCCAUCAUCCUUGAUGAGUACGCUGAGUUGAACAGGGUGAUGCUGAGCCAGGCUGAUGCGGAGAGCAAAGGCAGAGGGCCAGACCCGGCGCACGGGGAGGCCGUGAGCGAGUGGACGUGCGCGUCCCUCCCCGGGAAGAUGGCCGGCAUCGAGGAGAUGAUUGCAGACCUAUGCAGCACGCUGCGUUUCUGCCUGCACAGCGUGGCCGAGGAGGCCUGUGGCCACGCUGGCAUGUUCCACUUGGUGGUGACAGGCGAGGACCCUUUCUUUGCAAGAGUGAAGACCUUGCUGAAGAAAGACGGCUGCAUGGAGAUCGAACCUCUGAGCUUCUGCGAAGCAAAGCACUCAGACGCUGACAGGUUGCUUGUCGUCAUCAGGAAUGAGGACAUUUUCUCACACAUCCACAACGUCCCGUGCUUGCUGAAGCUAAAGCACUGUCCGAACGUGGUGUUCGCCGGACUGGACAGCCCCGAAGAUAUAACAGGUCACACGUACCAGGAGCUGUUUCAUACCGGUGGCUUCGUGGUGUCGGACGAUGAGGUGUUGGAAAUGGUAACGCUGGGCCAACUGAAAGAGGUAGUGAAGGUGCUGGAGAAGCUGAACAGAAGCGGGAGGUGGAAGUGGCUCCUUCACUACAAGGAGAGCAAGAAGCUCAGAGAAGAGGCCAGGGUGGACGCCAACGCCCACAAGAAGCACUUGAUCCUCAAAUCGUGUCAAGGCACCGAUCUCAUCGAGGUGCUGCACUACCACGCCUGCGACUUCGGGUCGUCCCCCAAAGCCGAGUACGUCAAGUGCUUGUUGAACCUGCAGGUUCAGCGCAUCAGCGCCAGGUUCGCUGUGUAUCUCACAGAAAAGCCCAGCAUCAGCAGGGAGGCCCUUGAAAGCAAAGGAAUCCUCGUGGCUGAUGUCAAAACCUUCCUUGGGACUGUGGAGAAAGCGGCUGCUCCGUUUAGAAGAAGCUACUGGUGACGAAGCGAAGCCGCAGCACGGCUCCUCCCCGGGCCCCGCAGCACCGGUUGGGGCAUCCUGGUCCUCUGCGGGACAGCCCUGGUGCCCAGUGGGAGCUGUGAGUGGAGAGGUGGCAGGGGAAGGUUGGCUCUAGUUCUGUAUAUAGAAAUUAUUUAAAGAUGGUUAAUGCAAAUCCUCGCAGGGAUUUACUCCCUGCCACCAAGUUGCAUAUAGGGCAGAGGUUACUUUAACAUGAUGCAGUUUUAAGUUAUUGGAGUGUUUUCAGGUGAUUAGUGCAUUGGAAAAAAAUAGGAAACUAAAAAUAAAAACCAGCUGUUUACUUGAACGUUCGGAACGAAUCCACAAUAACAAAUGCAUUUUCCACAUGACUGUAGCUAUACAUACUGUACGCAAGAUGCACACGUUAGCUGCUGGGGGUGGCUGUACAUUUUAAAUGGGUGUCAGCAGCCGUUGCCCGCAUCGUUGGCAAGCCUGCGGCCGCCCGCUCCGCACUACAUUUCAAUUCACACAACCCCCCCAUUGCCUCUUGGUACCAUUUCACUGCUGGGACUCGAGCACAUUCCAGCACGUGGAAGUCUUGGCGCUAGCCAAACAACAGGGUACAGGAACAAACAGCUCUUAUUUAUGGUAGCUCAAACACAUACUGGGAAGAAAAUGUCGCAUUAAGGAUGUUUCCAAGAUCCCCUAUCUAUGGAUGUGGAGGACACGGUUGUCCUUUUUU
Messenger RNA from Grus americana (Whooping crane), 8923 nucleotides. It is a transcript of the gene TASOR2, whose product is annotated as transcription activation suppressor family member 2. Gene Ontology annotation, cellular component: nucleoplasm. The record is from RefSeq and is a predicted model, not a curated record. NCBI's taxonomy places the organism in Eukaryota, Metazoa, Chordata, Aves, Gruiformes, Gruidae. The transcript is spliced from 24 exons. Gene Ontology annotation, biological process: negative regulation of gene expression, epigenetic. The coding region runs from base 250 to 8202 and encodes 2650 amino acids.